AUGGAUAUUAAUGAGUCCCCCAGUGAAUUGCUAUCGAAUUUUCGUAAAAGAUGCUUGUUCAAACAUCCUCUCUUCAAGGUUGAUAAUGUACUCCGCCAUGCCGAUGCUGUGGCCGGUCUAGACGUACCGUCUCACUCCAAUUACAAUAAUGGCUGGUGCAUCGCGAAAUUCCAUAACACUUUCACCACUAAGACCCGCCGGCCCCCGCGGUCGCUCGCCAACCGAUCGCAAAGCGCGCGGGUGCCACCCGCCGAGGCUGCGGGUAACCGCGGCCCGCGCGAUUCUACUAGUUGCCCGCCGGUACAGCGGGAGCCGCAUACAACCGCGUACACCGCGGGCAAGACCCGCCGGCCCCCGCGGUCGCUCGCCAAACGAUCGCAAAGCGCGCGGGUGCCACCCGCCGAGGCUGCGGGUAACCGCGGCCCGCGCGAUUCUACUAGUUGCCCGCCGGUACAGCGGGAGCCGCAUACAACCGCGUACACCGCGGGCGGAGCUGAUCGCUCCAGGAUCUCCCUGGACCACGAUGUCCUCGACAACGACACGGAGUUCAACGCUAACCAGUUCAAACUUUACGAUGACUUCACCACUGACCUUCGUAUGGCCUUCAACCCGCUCAGGCGGAACUAUCACGAUAUCACCAGGACUGAUAUGAUGAUGAGGAGGAGGGGAGACCCUAACGACUCAGGUGUCGAUAUGGAAAAUGGGAACCCUUUGGAAGACGUAUCAGCUUCUAACGAUAGCGACCUGUUGGAGAACGAAGUGAUGGUAGAUCCUUGGAGCAGCAUGGACUCCUCGAAUUCACCGUUAACUGACUCCGGACCUUCGGCAAGUGAAGACUGCACCCCCUCCACUUCAAGCGAACCCCCUCGCGGGCCUCUAGAUGCGACUUCCCCUCUUUCACCUGACUCGCGCCGCUUACCCGAUCCAAAAGAUACAAAAGCUAAGAUUGUCCCCAAACACAUUCCCCAAAAGGCAUCUGACAAGGCGCGUUCACGAGACCUUACCCUUGAGCUAGAGACCUUAGAACCUGACCUCCUCUCACGCCGGCCACAUUUUCUUGACGAAGAUUAUCAACCGCCGUCCAAGUCUAAUAUCGAAUGCCGUAUUCUAAAGCCACAUUUCCUCGAUCAUUCACCAUCGCCCGAUGAAUUCGACGAACGCAGUGACAUUACAAAUCCAAACUUCCUCGAUGAUGAAGUCGACGGCGAUGAAAAUGCACAAAAAAAGGCUGGAGCUCUGCCAAAACGACCACAGAAAAACCAGCCAUCUACUUACUCCAGUUCAGAAGAUCGGCCGCACAGAACUAGUUACCGAAGCACUUUACAUUAUGGGUUAGAAAGUGCGGCGAGAUCUAGUGAACGUGACAAAAGAGCUUCCCAACUUUACCGAGGGACCUGGCCAGGAGAACGCGAUGUCUGGACAGGUCAUGACUCCGCUAGCGUUCGCAGUUUCUCUAGUAACGGUUCCGCUGAGGGAACAAGACCUUCGUCUAAUUUAGAAAAUAAGAUGGAAUGCGUUUGUUCGUUGAUUUCACUUUUAAGUCUGUCACCAGAAAAUAACGCAGACUUGAGCGGCCCCUUACUGGAAAUGAGCCGGUCAGUUGAAAGUUGCAUCGCAAUGAGGCAAGCUGGUUGCAUCCCGUUACUAGUUCAGUUAAUACAUUCGAAGGUCCCUAGAGAAACGCGAGAUCGCGCUGCGAAGGCGCUUCGCAACAUUAUCCACACGCAGACUGACGACAAAGCAGGCAGAAGAGAAGCUAGAGUAUGGAGGUUAUUAGAACAAGUCCGGGAAUACUGCUAUGUUUUAGAAGAUCUUGUGGAGAUGAGAAAAGAAGGAAAAGAAGUUAUAGAAGAUGAUGUAACCAAGCAUCCAAGUCAGAGCGUCGCGGCUCUCAUGAAAUUGUCGUUUGAUGAAGAGCACAGGCACGUGGUGUGUCAGUUAGGAGGGCUGCAGGCGCUCGCUGCAUUAGUCAGCGGCGACCAGGCGGCGCAUGGAAGCAGGACUGAUGACAACACGUGUUUGACCAUGAGGAAAUACGCUGGGAUGACCUUAACGAACCUCACUUUCGGAGACGGUAACAACAAAUCCUUGUUGUGUUCAUUCAAGGACUUCAUGUUAGCUCUGGUCGAACAGUUGGAAUCACCCAACGAUGACAUGCGACAGGUAACAGCAGCUGUGCUGCGGAAUCUCUCCUGGAGAGCUGACACUAACAGCAAACAAGUGCUUAGAGAAGUAGGAGCCGUCAAAGGCCUAACAAAAGCUGCAAUGACAUGUCAAAAGGAGGCCACUCUGAAAUCUGUACUCUCAGCCCUCUGGAAUCUGACAGCUCAUUGCUCAAUGAACAAAGUAGCCUUAUGUUCCGUUGAAGGAGCUCUGGGCUUCCUUGUUGAUAUGCUCAGCUACAAUUCACCCACAAAAACCCUGGCUAUAGUUGAAAACGCAGGUGGCAUCAUGAGAAACGUGUCAAGUCAUAUUGCUGUACGCGAAGAUUACAGGCAAAUUCUCCGGGAGAGAAAUUGUUUAAGUGUCUUACUGCAGCACCUUAAGUCUCCGAGCCUAACCGUCGUCAGCAACUCGUGUGGCACGCUGUGGAACCUGUCCGCUAGGUGCCCGCAAGAUCAACAGUUCCUGUGGGAUCACGGCGCGGUACCCAUGCUUAGAAGUCUUAUUCACUCCAAGCAUAAAAUGAUAGCGAUGGGCUCCAGCGCCGCCCUCAAAAACUUGCUCAAUUCCAAACCUGGUAAAACGCACAUCAUCUCAUUAGACACAACAGCUCGAAACAUGAACUUACCGGCGCUACCUACAUUAGGAGCCAGGAAACAAAAAGCUUUGGAGCAGGAGUUGGACCAAAACUUGGCAGAAACUUGUGACAACAUCGAACCAGCCACGUCUCCUACGACCAGUAAUAGAGAAGAGAAGAAUCUCUUUACUGCCACUGAGAGACAAAUAGCAAUGAAUUUGGAAAGACAUAGAAUGACCUCCAGUUCACCUCUCAUGGGGACAUUGACUUCUCAGAUAUCCUUAAGCCAUAGCGCACACCUGGCCAGCUAUUUGAGCUGCAGUAACACGUUGCUGAAGGGGGCACUAGUCACUCGGUCAAAUACAGGCAGUGCUGGUAAUGUAAACAGAUCAGAAAGCAAGGACAGCGUUACCAGCACUCACUCAGACUCCGUGUUUGAGCGAGUCAUGCGCACCGGGAAAGUACCCGUACCGACACCUAGGAACAAAGACCUAAUGAAGAGUGAAAACUCAGGCGAAUCGUUUAAAGCGUCUUCGAAGCAACACAAAGACAGUUCUUUCCUUCGAUUUCCCUCACAGCCUCCGAUUCCUCCGCCAAGAAGCACUACUGAAAUGAGAACUAACUACACGGAAUCCGGUUUUGACGUCGACCAGGAUUCUUGCGACCAACCAGUAGACUACAGUAGAAAAUAUUCGGAAACGAAGAAUACUGAAUCUGAGGGAGACAAGCCAAAGACUGAUAACAAGAAGUAUUCAAAGAAAGAAAGCGCAAACAGCACGUAUGGCGAUUACCAAGAGACUGAUUUAGACCAGCCGACUGACUAUUCGCUACGUUACGCUGAACACCAAUCGGAGACUGGAUCGGACAUGUCGGAACCAGCUGGUCCUUCGGUUCACGAAGACACCAUUAAACAUUUCGCCACAGAAGGUACUCCUUAUGAAACACCAGCGAUAUUUUCCACCGCAACUUCAAUGUCAGAUCUUAGGAUUAUCGGUAAGGACCAUAAGAAAAGUGCGUCGACAGUCAAACCUAACCCUGAGGCGAUGACGCAUUCAGAUGAAAAGGACACUUGUUCUAUCGAAGACCCACCGAACCACGACAACGACCGUGCAGCAUCGACACCUCAAACUGCGUCAGUUGCUGAACCUGUUCCGGAAAAGCGAGGACUAUUCGAUACCAAGUUCAGCUCUGGAAUGGCCAGCCCGGAGAAGCCUGUGAACUACUGUGACGAGGGCACGCCUGGUUAUUUUUCAAGAGUAAGCUCUUUGAGCAGUCUAGGUGAGCCAACCGAAGAAGACAGCUUGGCUAAGAAAAACGCAAUGGCAACAAUAAAUGCGGAGCCGAGCCCACCGGAACAGAGUACCAGCAGUUCUGCUAAGGACAAAGAAGGGCGAGCGACGCCGCCGCCGCAGCGGUUCGUGGAGGACACGCCGCUCAUGUUCUCCCGGUCCAGCUCGCUCGGCUCACUGCCUGAGUGCUCGCAGCAGGACGACCACGGGUCUGUCGUGUCUGAAAUUAGUCGGCUAACCUCAGGCUGUAUAUCUCCGAGUGAGAUCCCUGACUCCCCGGGCGCCAGUGUGCCGCUGUCCCCUCGGACCAGGGCUGCGCCCACACAAGACUUGCUAACUGCACUGUCUACGCCACCACAAGAACCAGGAUGCGUGGGAUCAGUAUUCGAAGAGCGUGUCUCAAGAUUCCUGGUAGAACAUACUCCAGCACAAUUCUCUGCGGCCACCAGCCUUAGUAGCCUGACCAUCGAUGAUGAACCUAAGCUGCCCAAGCUACUGUCGCGCGGUAUCACCCUGCUCGGCUCCUAUUCGUCGUAG
Spodoptera exigua (beet armyworm) is the source of this 4566-nucleotide messenger RNA. The record is from the annotation of a GenBank genome assembly. NCBI's taxonomy places the organism in Eukaryota, Metazoa, Arthropoda, Insecta, Lepidoptera, Noctuidae.